AUGAGAGUGGCUCUACGACCAUUACCAUGGCGAGUUUUGAGGCGCAAGCUUUCGAAACUCGCUCAACUUUCUCGCGAAGAGUUUCAACCGGUGAUAGGGCUAGAGGUUCAUGUUCAGCUGAACACAAAAUCCAAAUUAUUUUCACGAGCACCUUGCGAUAGUGAUGCUCCUCCGAACAGUCAAGUUGCUGCUUUCGACAUGGCCACACCGGGUACAUUGCCAAUGCUUAAUAAAAGCUGUGUGAUGCAUGCUCUACGAAUGGCUGUGCUUUUGAAUUGUGAAAUCCCACCGUACUGCAGAUUUGACAGGAAACACUACUUCUAUGCCGAUAUGCCAGCUGGAUAUCAAAUAACGCAGAGUGAUCAGCCUGUGGCUCGAAACGGAAGGUUUACAUACUCGGUGUACAGCGAGGAUAUCCCAUCAUACAACAAAGAGGUCCGGAUCACUCAGUUGCAACUUGAACAGGACAGCGGAAAAACAAUUCAUUUCGGGCAGUCAUCUCUUAUUGAUCUCAAUCGUGCAGGUGCCCCAUUGGUGGAGGUUGUUAGUGAACCAGAUUUCUCAACGGCUUUGGAGGCAAUGUGCUUUGUUCAACAGCUUCGUCUACUCUUGAUGCAUCAUGGCAUAUGUCAAGGAGAAAUGCAUAAAGGUCAUCUGCGAGUUGACGCAAACGUGUCGUUGUCACACGAUGGAAACAAAGGAGUCAGAACUGAGGUUAAAAAUAUCAACAGCUUACGACAUCUUCAUACGGCAAUAAAUUUUGAAAUCAACCGGCAGUAUGAAGUGAUUUCGAGUGGAAACCGAGUGAUUAACGAAACGAGGACAUGUGAUGAGCACGGACGCACCGUAUCCAUGCGAGACAAAGAGGAGAUCACUGACUAUCGAUUCAUUCCUGAGCCUAAUCUACCUUUUCUGAAAGUAAGCAAACUUAAUUGGAAUUGCAGUUAUGCUUUCAUCGAGAAACAAAUUCUUGUCUUUUCAUUGCAGGAAAGUACCGAUUUAUCUCGAUUUGUGAACCUUUGCGCUGAUCGAUUGAAAAAUUGUGGAGCCAGCGAAUUUGUAACAUGGAUGAACGAACUAAAGAUGAUGAUGCUAAGGAUAACUUCGAAUACAGCCGAUUUUGACUUUGAGAGCGUUUCUCACCAAAAUCGGGGACGCAGAGCAGGUAGAGCCGAUUCAAUUUGUAGCCUCGUAUUUAACAAAAGACGUCGAUUAAUUGAAUGUUGUCAGCUCUUCAACGAAAACAAUCUGUGGAGAAUAACAGACGAAGCCACCAUAAACAAAAUGAUGGAGGAAGUUUUGGCUAAAAACGAGAAACUCGUCCAGAAAGCCUCGACCGGGCAUGCAAAGUCAGUAACGAAACUCAGAAAUCUCUUGGUGGAUUCGUCAAAGAAAAGGAUAGACAGCGAGCAGGCCGAGAACGCCAUUGUGGCUAGGUUGAAUAUUUUGAAAAGCUCUACAUGCUCAGAGAAAUAG
Messenger RNA from Haemonchus placei, 1476 nucleotides. Lineage: Eukaryota; Metazoa; Nematoda; Chromadorea; Rhabditida; Trichostrongylidae. The record is from the annotation of a GenBank genome assembly.